AUGAAGUCCCUGACUGAGGCCAAACAUCCCCUUUGCUCUGGAGUUGGGCUGCAGAAGCUGCUGUUUGGGAACACAACCCCCCUGUUCAGCUGCGAGUGGGCAGCAGCACACUUCAGGUUCCGCCAGCCACACUCUGACCUGGCCUACGCACUGCAGGCAGGAAAGGGGGGAACGAGAGCUGUUCUGAUGGCUGUACAAGCACACAUCAUCACAUACCUGCUCUUCACAAGAGACACAGAAUAUACUCACCUGGACAGGCUGUGCCAGAUCGGGCGGCGGGAACAGGGACAGGCACUGGCCGUGGCCCUGGCAGAGACCCUGUGGGCAGCAGGAGGAGGUGGCAGAGCCGUCGUCUGCCUCACCACCACAGCUGGCACCGCGAUGCCACGCGCAGGCUGCAGAGCAGACGCCCUCACGGACAGAAUCCGGCUCUUUGAGUUCCCGGAGAAAGCUGCAGCUCAGGAGUUCAUCUCCCACCACAUAAACUGUGCCGUGCUCAGCCUCCUCCUGACGGGACGGGCGAGCCCCCGGGAGCUCGGCGGUGGGGCCGGGGAGGUCCGGGGGCAGCGAGGCCCGGUGGGCUUCCUGCGCUGGGAGCGGGCGGCGGAGCGGCAGGUGAGCCCCGCGCUGCGCACCCCCCGCCUGCCCGUGUGGCUGUGCGGUGUCCCCGGCAGGCACGGCGUCCUCUUCGGCACCGACCCCCGGCUGCUCUCCCACUGGAGAGCCGAGAGGCUCUUCCACCUCUACUUCUACAGCGGGCAGCAGGAGCAGACCCGGACGGCACACCUGACGAUAGUGCUCAAUAGAAAGUUUAAACACACCAUGAAGCAGGAUUGUUUCAUGAUUAAUUCAAAAUUUAAAUGA
This is a messenger RNA of Lepidothrix coronata (blue-crowned manakin), 864 nucleotides long. RefSeq names its product family with sequence similarity 188 member B2 (gene MINDY4B). Gene Ontology annotation, molecular function: K48-linked deubiquitinase activity; cysteine-type deubiquitinase activity. NCBI's taxonomy places the organism in Eukaryota, Metazoa, Chordata, Aves, Passeriformes, Pipridae. The transcript is spliced from 8 exons. The record is from RefSeq and is a predicted model, not a curated record. Gene Ontology annotation, biological process: protein K48-linked deubiquitination. The coding region runs from base 1 to 864 and encodes 287 amino acids.